AUGGAUCGACAUAUUGAUGGAAAGGAGGUUCUUAUCGAGCCAUUCCAGCUUCCAGGUGGAACCGUGCGUAUCGCGAGGGUUCUAGUAACACCCUCUGAGGGUAGAGUGUGGGUCAAAGCGGUCAACCUGUGUGGCAAAGAAGUCUGCAUCGACAAGGGGAUCGUGAUUGUAGUAGCUUCCCCCACCCAUUUGGUCCUGGGACCGAGCAGUAGAAUUUCUUCACUUGGUUCCAGUGAUAAUGAUAAUUAUUUCGAGAGCUUCAUUGAGGACAGACAAAACCACUUACAGAUCGAAGAUAUAAAUUCAAUCAAGCAGCUAAUCGAGCGGUAUGUUCUCAGUCCUGAAAGAAAAGGGGAUUUCCAUUGUACUGGAGUUGAACACGCCGUCGUCACUGGGGAUGCCAAGCCAAUAGCUGUUCGACCUUACCGGACUCCUCAUAUCAUGAACUGAUCAGGACUAGAUAUUCCCUUUUCCACGUACAAGAGAAGUAAUCUUAAGCAGGAGCUAAACACAUCCGGAAAGAAUUCUGAUUUAGUCUUCAUUGGUACCUUUAAUGCCACAUUCAAUCCUGGUGUUUUUCCCAUCUUAAGGCUGGUGCAGGCAGACAUCUCUGAGAUUCCCAGGUGA
Messenger RNA from Nezara viridula (southern green stink bug), 627 nucleotides. NCBI's taxonomy places the organism in Eukaryota, Metazoa, Arthropoda, Insecta, Hemiptera, Pentatomidae. The record is from the annotation of a GenBank genome assembly.